This is a messenger RNA of Symbiodinium natans, 705 nucleotides long. The record is from the annotation of a GenBank genome assembly. NCBI's taxonomy places the organism in Eukaryota, Dinophyceae, Suessiales, Symbiodiniaceae.
AUGCUGGCCGACACCAUCUUGUUGCUCAAAGACCUGGUGUCCGGGGAGCUCCUUCCGCAGGCUCGCAGCCUUCAGAUCCUCGGCACCGGGGCUAGGAGAAGGGUGUACCAGCUUGAACCUGGGCUCGUCCUCAAGCUCACGAGCGAGGAGAUGGGGCAUGGUUUGGAGCCGGCGUGGUGUGACAAAUUCCUGCCCCUGACGUGCAAAGUUCACGCACACGGCCAGUGCUCUGUUAGGCUCUCGGAGUCGGCUUCGGCUCACCAAGAAACCACCAUGUCGUGGUUGAUUCAGGAGCGCUUUGUGGCCCACAUGAAAGACUACGUGCCGCAGGUUGGUCCCGGGAGCCCUGCCGUCGUUCAGCUGCUUGCGUGUUUCGUCUGCGUCAUCUGCUUUUUGGAGGCGUCAGGAGCGGCCCUCGCAGACAUUGGUUGGGAGAACCAGUCCGUAAAGCUGGACGGCCCGACCAAUAUGAUGGCCCCGACAUUCCAUGAUUGCGAGCGUUGGAGUGUAUGGCGUACAGGCACCCGGAUGUCCAACCUUCCGGGCUUUUGGGCUACACUCGAGGCCUUUGGGUUGCAGGAAGCUUCGGGUUUUUUGGUUCCCGUGUGUUUUCCCACGAGUGAAUCAUGCACCGUAAUUUGCCAUACGCCUAAACAAGCCUUGCACAGCUGGAGCAUCUCCGGCUCUCAGCUGGCCUUGACCUAA